AUGGAAAAGCAGAACACCAGUCGACUGGUGGUCGUUUUUUCAUGUUUGUUUCCAUGUGGGCUGCACUCAGUGAAUAAAUCAACAUUACAUAACACUGUCUUUUCAUCACUGACGUGUUUUUCACCACAGGCCGAAAAUUCAGCUCUCAUUUUGGCAAAUGAGAGUCAGAGAGAGGCCUACGAGAGAUGCCUGGACGAGGUGGCUAACCACGUGGUCCAAGCUCUGCUCAACCAAAAGGAUCUGAGAGAGGAGUGCAUCAAGCUGAAAAUGUUGGUGUUUGACCUGGAGAGGCAGAACCGAGCGCUCUGUGAGCUUUUUCAACAGAAACUGCCCAACCACCCCGCUGCUAACUAUCAGGUCCACGCAGGAGGACCCCUCCCUGACUACAAUGCACAGCUGCACAUCGACUCUGCCAAACAGGUGGAGUCUGCACAGACUGAAGCACAAGCCAAGGGAAACGGCUACCGCACACAGCACUCCUCCCCGGGGCCUCACGGUCCCACCGCCUCCAUGGAGGCGCUGUCCCCCUUCUUCAAGAAGAAAGCACACAUCCUGGAGGUCCUGCGCAAGAUGGAGGAGACGGACCCUCUCAAGUUCCACCCGUCCACCACCAGCUUGUCCUUCUGUGACUACAGCCAGGUGCUCAUGUCCACGGAGGCCGUUCUGGCCAGCGCUGACCCUCUUCCAUUACAAUGCAAAUCCCACCACUCACACUGCCGCUGCUCCUGCUCUGACACUGACACGCACCAACAUGCAAAUGGCGACGGAGCGGUGAAGUGCGAGGCAGGAAACACCUGCUGUUUACACUGCAAGAGGAGCUUGGAGGGUCCUCUGAAGCCGUGCAGCCACGUCUGUAGUCCCUCAAAGGUCGCCCAGAGCCACGCAGUAUCUGCACCUGCUAUUAGUGAAUGUCACAGCAAGUCUGUCCCCCCGCCUAAACAAUGCACCAAGAAUGAAGCCCACCAGCAACCAGCCGGCCCCGCUGCUCACUCAUCGCUCACUGAAGCGUCUGAUCAGAGCCAGGAGGUGAUGGAGGCGGAGAAGGAGCAGAGCGACGUGACUGAGAGUGGUGUCAGCGCCGCUGACCCUGAAGAGCUCACUGGUUUCUGUGCCACCACCCACCUGCCCAGCUCUGUGACGGAGGCGUCCCACUUUGAUAACGACAUGACAGACGACGUUCACAACAUCACGGGGGUCUCUUCUGUCAACCCCAGUCUGAAUGACCCCUCGUCUGUCCCUGAGAAGGACACCACAGUCCAGGAGGCCUCUUCUGUCAGGGCCAGCGCCUCCAUCAGCCCCAGCUCCUCCUGCCUCGGUGACAAAACAGCUGCCAUCAACUCCCCGUCCAAACUACUCAAAUUCCUAAAGAUUCCCGCCAUCGGGGAGAAAUCUCAGGCUCCUGCGACGUCCGCUGUGCGUCUGAGCCCGCAGCUGACACGCAGCUCUAGGAUCCCCUGUCGCACGAACAACUACGAGGUGUACCACUCCCCCGUGCCCACACGCAGAGCCACCACCACAGAGCGCUGCAGACAGCCCCCUCCUCCACCCUCCAGGUCUGAGUCCUACCCCGCCACACAUUCUGCCCCCACCUCCCCUCCCCAGGCUGAAGACUGCUCACCUCCUACUAAGGACAUCAGCUACAGCAGCCUGUCUGCCCCUAAAGCCAGCGCUGGCUCAAAGAUUUCUGCUUCCUCUUCUACAUCCUCUUCCUCACCCAAAGCCUCUCAUCGGGUUCCUCAUUAUGAAAAUGUCUGCAACGUGUCCACAAACGCAAAACAGGAAGAACACAUCCAGGGCCCUGAGAAGAGAACGACUCUUCCCUGUCAGACGAAGCCUAGUGGAGGGGAGAGGAAACUGGUGAAGUCAUUACCAGAGAGCUCCAUGAAUCCUCCUCUGUCUCCUCCUGAUCGGAAGCAGUCGUCCUCGUCCACGUCGGAGUCCGAAUCAGAUGAAGGGGAUUCGGACAGUCCAGUGUGGGUCAAUCACUCCAGCCUGGCCAACUCGUCUGUCGUCAGUAAUGCUCAGGUCAGAAUCAGGGAAAAACCAGAGACUGACAAAAGAGAGGUCACCGUGCAGAGGUCUGAGGUCUCUCAGGCACCACCUCCGCCUCCAGCCAGAAGGAGUGACUCCUCAUCCAUCCCUAAGAGACCAGCGGCAGGUGCAGUAAGACCCCAGGCCGACUCCAGCCACCAUGCUUUCAAAGACAGGUUGGCUGCACUGGGAAAACUGAGGAGCUCAGAGGAUUUACAGGUCGGUCUGAAACCCGUGGACGCAGCAAAUGAAGGUGCCUUUGGGGAGGAGAGGAGUAAGACAGUGGAGAGGCCCCUGGAACUUCAGAAGGAGGAGCAGAGACACUCAAAAUACACAGACUCCCUGGAUAGUAAACCUAAAAGCGUCGGUGGAGGGUUGAAGCAUCCCAGCUCCUCUCAACUUUACGAACAGGCUUUAAAAUCCCAGUCUUCUGCUGCGGUGGUCAAACAGGAGCUCUGUAUGGUCAGGCCUGAAGGCUCCAAGAGCAAAAUAGGUCUGCCGUCCCCCAACACAGACGCUCCACAGGUACUUCGCAACAACAUCAAGUGUCCUGGCUCCCUAAAUCUUGCCUAUAAUGUCAAACCAAGUUCUCACAACAGCAGCAGCCCCAACAAGAUCCCUCCAAAGUCCCCGUCCAAACCUUGUCAGGGUCCAUCUGUUCACAGAGGAGGGAAGCCCGCGGAGGCUCCGCGUUACUCGUCCAAAUCAGAAGAGAGGAACAAAAUCAGCGGGAAAGGGAAAAAGAAUCCGACAUAUGGAGACAGUCUCCCACCUCCUCCACCAAGACCUCCAACAUCCGAGGUGGACAAAAGCUCAGACAGCGUCCAGCCUCAGCCCGUGCCCAGUCCACAGUCGGCCAUCGAGCAGAAGGUGAUGAAGGGGAUCGAGGAGAACAUGCUAAAGCUCCAGGAGCAGGAUAAAGUGGGGCAGGGCAGUGAGGUCAAGCAGAAGGCCUCCAAUGGCAUCGCCAGCUGGUUCGGCCUGAAGAAGAGUAAGCUGCCGGCGCUGAGCAGGAACGCCACCAAAACAAAGGACGAGAAGAAGGAGUGGAAGAUUAACAUCCCAUCGGUGGGCAGGGACUCCGUGAAAGUGGCCUCCAGGUGUAAAGAAGGUGUGGAGGGUCUGAACAUCUCCACCCUGAUGGAAAAGGCCGAGGGUCUGAGGAGGGCUCUGGAGGCAGGCCGAGGACACUCCUGUGAGGUGGUGAUGGACCAGGCUCAGGGACAGCUGGCCGUCAUGUACAGAGGAGCUCGCUCUGACAACUUCAUGCAGCAGCUGCUGAACAGAGUGGACGGGAAGGAUAUGAUCAGUGUUCCCCAGCGCCGGCUCUCGUUUGACUGCAAGACUUCGAAAUCAGUGUUUUCUCAGCAGAGCGACGUCAUCAGUCACAACAGCAGUCGAGACGAUAUGGAGAAGGGACCAGAGAGAAUCAGGAAGAUCACGUCGGACGAAAACCUGGUGGAUUCAGUUCACUCUCAGCACUUUGCAGGUUCCGGUGCUUCCACCUACACCCUGGACAGUGGCAUUGGCACGUUCCCCCUGCCUGACUGCAGCAGCGGCGCGACAGGAAGGGGGCUCUCCAGAGCAAGGGCCGGCGGGGAGCACCACUCCUCGGGCUCCCCGGGUAGGGCUGGGAGACGGGCCCGGACCCUGGACAGAGAGCUGACGUCACAGGAGGAGUGCUACUCACAACACAAACAGCUGAUUCCCACCAUACAGUACAGCGGCUCCAUGAUGGAGGGAAGAAGCUCCGCCAGCGUCAUUCACGAAGACAAAGAAGUUCAUGGAGCCAACAUGUUUUCUCCUCGCACAAAGACGUGGACUUUCCCCAACCUCAAGACUCCGUCAGGACCUGCAGAGGUCUACCUGGCAGUGGAGGAGGAGGAGGAGGAGACGGUGUCAUUUGGGUCACCGUUCAGAGGGGGCAUGAAGUCCAGCGGACCGUCCUCCAGCCGUAUGGUUGACCCCGGCAGCUUGCCAGUCCCGGCACAAACGGGAAUGAACCGCAGGGGAAAGAACCGCACUCCGAGCGUCCCCGAGAUGAGCCGUGAGGCCGGGCUGGAGCUUCUCAGGGAGCGGCCGGAGGAAGCGCUGUCUCCCAGCCGCCCUCAGGUCCUGGAGACUCCGGAGUCUCUGAGCGACUCUCUGUACGACAGUCUGUCGUCCUGCGGCAGCCAAGGAUGAUCCUCGGAGAGCACUGAGGAGAUCAGACUGACGACAAACCUCAGCAGCCCUCCGAACUCAGAUCUCUGCUGGUCGCCGGACGCACUGACACCGCAGGAGCUGCUGCCACCUCGGAGGAACGGAGACUGAGUCCUGUGGACGUCCACAAAGAUCUCACCAGUCGUUUCUGAUGCAACUGGACAUAAGACUUCUGCUCAGGAUUUCCAAUAAACGUGAAGCCAAAACCCACACCAUGACAAGUUGUUUGACUUUUCCUCCAUCAGACUGCGCUGUGGAGCUUCCUGCGAGACGCAGGACAAUGAGACGCAUGGAUGUGAUGACGAUUAGCACAAACUGCAGCCUGUGUUUGUUUUUCUUUCAUCCUGGCAGAUGGAACUUUGUUGUACAUGCAAGGGGGGGGGGCAAGGGGGAGCUGACCAGUUUGAUACCUGAAGUACUGUAUCAAUACUUCCAUUCUGUUCUCCAUCAUUUCAUCACAUCAUCUAUUUAAGAAAAAAAACAACUCAGAAAAAAAAAAAAAGAAUGUUCAUGUCAGUGAUCCUUACCCUUCACGCAUCACAAUUAAAUAUAAAAACAACGUCGCUGUCAUGUUGAUAUUGUUUUGUCUGUUUUGAGUCAUGCUACAUUUAAAGGUAAUAUAUACCAGCAAUAAUGACAUAGAGAAGAGAAAUGGCUACAUUAUUCAGUGGAUAUGUAUUUCUAAUAUUUAUUUAUUUUAAGUGUACAUCACUUGCUGUCAUUUUUUUUUUGUAAUCUCUGUGAAUAUUUGGCUCCUGGCCUGUAGAUUUCCAUCAUCCCCUGGUAUUUCAACUUCUCUGUUGCUGUUUGUUCUUUAGUCACUAGAGGUCGGAUGAACCUACUGCCGUUUUUUCAACUUUCUAAUUAAAAUCGUUUCAUUUA
Cynoglossus semilaevis (tongue sole) is the source of this 5115-nucleotide messenger RNA. RefSeq names its product NCK-associated protein 5-like (gene nckap5l). Gene Ontology annotation, biological process: microtubule bundle formation; microtubule depolymerization. The transcript has 11 exons. Gene Ontology annotation, cellular component: microtubule plus-end. The record is from RefSeq and is a predicted model, not a curated record. The coding region runs from base 1 to 4215 and encodes 1404 amino acids. Lineage: Eukaryota; Metazoa; Chordata; Actinopteri; Pleuronectiformes; Cynoglossidae.